AGUCCCACGACGGCACACAAAAGACACCGACUUACCCGGCGUCGUCGAGGAAGAUGAAAGGUUGAGUGUUGUUGUAGUGUACGAAAUAUAUGAUCGACAAUAGGAGGAGCUGAAUAAAGGGGGGAAUCCCAUAAUUCGGACGAGGUGUGGAUAAAAUAGAGAAAAGCAACAACAAUUAUAGGCGCUGCAGCAACAACUCUGUUUUUCUGCCGUAUCGACCGGGGAGGCGGCUGUCAGUAUGGCAGGGAAAAAACAGGUUGUGGAUGUGGUGCGGUCGUGCGCGAACAACUGAGGUGGCACGGAAGUAGAGGACGACUUCUACCGGUGGGUCCAUUCAUAAUCUUGCGAAAUAAAACACCAUCAAGCUCCUACAUCUGCAAGAACCUGCUGCCAGAACCGAUUGCGGAUUUCUGAUGCUGACCUUUACCUCCGGAACUUUUUCUGUUGCGCCGUGCAAGAGGGCAAGAACUACGACUACAUGCGGCUGGUUGUGCUGGGUUUUCUUCCUGUAUUGUAGCAUCAGUCAGAAGAACUACUUCUUCAGCACCACUGCUCCUGGCGGCACAGAAAAGGAUAGGAACGCUGGUGACCACGUCGACAACUAUGGGUCGUCGUCGUGGUCUCUGCUCCUCGUUCGCGCCAGUAGUUUUCAGAACCACGCGGGCGGAGGUAGAAGUGCAAGUAGCAGAAGUACGACGACGUCGGCGUCCUCGAAUAAAGGAAAAACAAAAUCAAAAUCUCGAACAUCAAGUCGCACCAAUGUAAAUGUUGCGGCGGCAUCAGGCCUUAGUUCGACGAUUUCGAACAAAAUAAAUCUUGACAAUGCCGCGAAAGACACAACAUCAGCGACUGCAUCUUCUUCAUCAACAAUCGCUAACAAGAAAACCGCAGCAACAGCAUCGGAGAACGAAGCUGGGUGGGAUCAGUCUCUGUCUUUCGCCACCCAUUUCUCGUCCUAUGGCUACAAAUUUAAGAGCGAAGACGCGGCCAAUGGAGCAGCGAAGACGAGUGCAAGUGCGAGGCCAACUGCAGCUACGUCUACGUCUUUAUCGACAUCGUCACAGUCCUCCUCACACACCGUUGCGCCAAUCGAAUUCGGCAUCGAGAAAUUUCGCACCACGUCGGCCUCAACAUCCGCAACUUCCACGUCCGGUCAGGCUCAUCGGUUUGAGGACCACGAUGAUGACGGGGUGCAGGAUGCGAACGAAAACGCGGCGGCGCCCACUUUUCAAACCGCCGAGCAGGCCGAUGGUCAGACCUCUGCUGGCAGCGUCGAACAGGGAAACAAGCAGUUAAAAAACAACCGGGAGGCAGCUACGAGUAGUGAAGAACAAGCAGCGGUAGCGGCGAGCCAGAGUGGAGGUUCUUCGUCCUCUGGGUCGUCAACAUCCAGCAGCUCGUCCGCGGAAACAUCAAGUGACGUAACAGCAGGAGGAACAGGGCAACAAGGAGAGGAAGCGCUGAGCGGAGCUGGGGGCGAAGGUACCACUGGAGCAGCCGCUGGUGCCACCCAGAAUAUUAAAGCCGGAGAGUUGUUGCCAAAUCACGAGGAGCAAGCGACAUCCAACACCAAGUCUGAUACUCCUGCUUCCCCGGAUACGUUGCACUUCCCGAGAAGAGCAAGAGAUGGCGCGGCAGAAGAGAACACCAAUAGCAACGAAGGGGCGAGUGCGACUAGUACUAGCUCCUCUGCCUCUACUUCAACCACGGAAGGGAACAAAGCAUCUGCUGGCUCCGAGAUCGCGACGACUACCAACGCAGAAAGUGCACCAGCAGGAGCUUCUUCGGAAAGAGCCGUAGAAGAACGAACGCAACAAGGCGGAGGUCAACUCGCCUCUGCCAGUCAACAGGAGGGCAUUCCCGGCCUGAAUAAAGGGGAACUGCUUCCGAAUCGUGAGGAGCAAUCGAGCGCGACGUCUUCCUCAUCUGACACCGCUAGCACGGAAACGGGUACGGACGAGAGUACCGUGCCGGAGACUUCUACCAGUAGUGGGGAAGAUGUUGCUGCAACAGCAUCAUCAUCCACCUCGGAGGUGGUUUCCACGACUAGUGGCAGUGCUACGCAGAAGAAAAAUGGCAGCAGUAAAAAUGGUCCAGGUAGUGAUCCUCGUGUUGAAACAGAAGCAGGACCCGUCAAAGCUGCGGAACAAACGCAAACACAAGCUGCAGCAUCAGUAGCUGCAACUUCCUCCACCGAGACGACCAAAGGCGCAAGCGAGCAGAAGAACUUUCUCUCAUCUACUUCGUCGACCAAUCAACAAGCUGCGCAAGAGCAAACGCAAACGCGGCAAAACGAAGCAACUGCGAGCGGUUCGUUGAAAACAGCGAGCGCAGAACAGCAAAACAAGCAGUUAGCAGCCAGUACUUCUACCUCCACCGAGGCAGGAGCUUCCAGGGCGGGAACUACGUCAACCGUCACCGGCGCCAGUGUUGCGAGUGUCGCGACGAGCAGCGCCCAGCAAGAACUUGCAAGUCAGCAGCAAACCGCAGGAGCUGCCUCCAGCAGCUCCACAGCUUCGCGCAGGAGCGGCAUCUCGACGGGGGUCGCAAACACGAUUAGCCUCGGCGCCGGGGCGGGCGGUAUGAGUACCAGUUCGUUCGGAGCUGGUGCUGGCACAGCCGCACAAACGUCGAGCAGCCAACACCAGUUUCUCGCCUCCAACGCAGGAGCUGCGGUAAAACAACAAACGACCAGCGGGAAGACCGAGAGCCAGCAAGAAAAGCAAAUGCAACAGCAAUUGCAGCAAAACCAACAGCAGGAACAAGGUGGUGCUACUUCGAAUAUGAAUUCCAAAUUGUCUCAAGGGGUCUACCUGGCGAACGAAAUCGUUCUCGCGGACCAACCGUCCUUUGAACAGCCGGCGAAAAAUUUCGAGGACGUGUUAUGAAAGGGAAAAAUCCCCCCUCCCAAAAUCGAAAUGGAGUUUCUGAUGCUGGAUUUGCGUGCACAAAUCAGGUGUGUCUUGCUGGAGAGGACUGCAGGCAUAUGCCAAGCCUGAGGCGAGCGGUUUUUUUAACAUAGGCGACUGGCAUGACAGAUGUCUAUGCUGUAAGCCCAACAGCAUCACAAAGCGCCUGCGUAAUGCGGCGGAUUCUCUGGCUUUGCCUUCUUGCAAGACAGACAGGAUUUGUGUGUGCAAAUCUGCAGCGCAAAUUUGCAGACGGAUCCGCUUUCAAUAUGGGGAGGGAGAAUUUUUCGUCAGAAUACGCGUAUUACACGGUCCCGAUCCACGUCGGCGGGCAGGAAUUGGACUGCGUUCCAGACACCGGCUCGUUUUCGAUCCUGGUGUUGUCCAAGCAGUGCGACUCGUGCGGCGACGUGCUGAGCUACCUGACGCACGUGUUUGACCCGACGGAGAGCGAGCCGCCGGUGCAUAUCAAAAUGAAAAAUCUCCCCUCGCCAUACUAAAGCGGAGACUUGUGUAGCACGAUUUGCUACUACGAAUCAUCUUGUCAUGCUAGAAGGCGAAAAAUGCGGACUGUAGUGCUGGCUGGCGAAGGAAAGCUUUGCGGCUUCAGUAUGACAGGAGGCAACUGGAAGUGGGAAACAACGUGACAAAUUGCCUGCAAUUUAAGCCGCAACUGCGUCUCUUGGCCUUCUAGCAAUACAACUCGAUUUGUGUACGCAAAUCCAGCAUCACAAAUAUCCUUUUCAAUAUGGGGACGGGGGAUUUUUUUACGCAAUAGCGCACCACCUCGAUCAGUAUGCGGAGAUCACGUUCGGGUCCGGGGUAUGCAAGAAAAAAACUGUGUAAGUGUAAAUCUGUGAUGCAGAAAAUGCAAAACAGUUACACUUGUCAUGCUGGAUGUGCGUCAGAGGCUAUUUUCAUAUGUGUUGUUCGCGUACUAGCUACGCAUGACAGGUUUUCUCUGUUAUGCAAAGCAAAUCUGUGAUGCUGUUCCUGCAAAAAAGUUACACUUACACACUUUAUUGUUUCUUGGAUACGGUGCGGUCCACGUGGAGGGCGGGCAGACCUCGGUGAAACUCGGGCGCGUCACGGUCACGAAGCAGAAAAUGUGGGAAAUCAAGCAGAUGGACACCGGCAUGCAGAACAUCUGGGACCAGGGCGCGCGGUUCGAGGGCAUACUGGGCAUGGGCAUGGCCAACUGGGUGCCAGACAGUCGCGACGAGUCGACGCUGUUGAGCAACGCCCAGAUCACGAAGUUUGGCAUGUGCUUGGGGGAUGUGCGGUACGAAGAGCGAGUUUUUCCGGUCCUCCCGGUCGUUUGCCUUUAGUACGCAGCUGCAUCAUAGGGGUAGAAAUGCGCGCGCUUUCGGUUUUGCAUGAGAGCAGUAGUCUCCUGGUUUACGUACGGGUCUAGGUCGUAAUUGUAGAGGAGGCCACUGCCGCUGCGAACGUACUAGAUCAUGCAGUUUGUCGUGAAUAUCAACAUGCGAAGAUACAGAAGUAAUGCAAGAUUUCGUGCCAAUAGCGGCAAACGAGGGAGGAGGCGGGAAAUUUUGCAAUCUGAUACGGGUGACAAAACGUCCAAGAUAUACUGGGGGCAGUACCCGGCGGGAAUCACUUAUCAUGUGGUAUAAAGGUGUGGUGAAUUUGAUUGCUGCUCUAGUAUUGUGAAUGUGAUCUUGAUGUCGUUCCAGAACCAAGAUAAUGUAGAUUAAAGGUCAGUUAUUAUUCUGAUGCGCAAUCAUCAAUAAAAAAAAAUAUGCGAAACAUGGAAAAAUAAAAAUGAAAACUAUCCACCAGACUCCCGUCGUGGGAAAGAAGCACUGGGCCAUCCAAGUCACGUCCUUUGGAGUUGGCACCAAGGAAGACGAUCUCCAGACCUGUGACCCCUGUGUAUCAAAUGUAAAAAUGUGUGCGUCUGGAAGGAUGUAACUUGUGAUGCGCAUUUCAGAACCCACAAAAAUCUCUGAUGCAUACGCAUAGGCAGCAAAAGCUGCUCACUUUCUGUCUACCAAAAUGAGGGAUUUGUCAUGCGGAUUCGGCAUUGCGGAAGCUUCUCGAAACCUGUGAUGCUAGAGCUUCCAUGCCAGACCUUCUGUGUCAUGCAGAAACAGCAUGACCCUUCCAGACCCAGACAUUUUUACAUUUGAUACUGUGCAGCUGUGGUCGAUUCUGGAACCAGCUCCCUGGGUAUGAGGGUGCACAACUCGCCCUCGUUUUCCUCUGUCAUGAGAUGUAGUCCCAAAUACAAAACAAAUUAGUUACUUAACUCAGCUGCUGUCUUAUGGCACCGCUUGCAGUUGCAUGACAAAGUCCAAAGAAAAGCACUUCACGACUCUGCCGCUCGAUCUAUUUGUCAUGCGCAGACUGCGCGCUUGCCGGUGUGUGUAGUGCCGAUGUUCAUGCCAACGUGCAAGCGAUAACGGCGGGGAGGCGAGAAAGGGGUUGUGCACUCUCAUGCUUGGCGCCCCCUCGGGGUUGCUCUCCACACUGGAGGGCAUGAUCGUGGAUAAGGAGGUAUCCUGAGUAAAAACGUACCCACACCAGAGUCAGGAUGGGGAUUUUGCAACACAAACCUAGAAGUUUUGUGAGUCACGCAUGACAAGUUGCACUCUGCAGUGUAGUGCAGGUUAGCAAGUGCAGCCGCAUCACAGAUUCAUCUGCUCAUCCUAUUCACAGCAUCACAAAUUCCAAAAUACGAUUGGAAAUGGCUCUCAUGGGGAUGCGCAUUACAAGUCUUCCUGUCUUUGCAAAUCUGCAUCACAACUCUGGUGUGGGUACGUUUUUACUCAGGAUAGGAGGGUCAGGGACUCUUGUCGGACUGCAGCAACCAAAAGGAGCUGCCAGACAUUGUUCUCGGCCUGAAGGGAACGGAUGGGAAGUCUUAGGGAAUGCAAAAGUAGGGGUCUUAUUAGUGGCAAUUGCAUGAGGACAAAUCUUCGCAAAGAUGAAACUUCUCAUGCAGAUGAAUCUAGCUUCAAAAGGAAAAGCAAAAUUCCUCUGCUCUGCGUGGUUGCAAUUAUUGCGAGCAGUAUCUCCAGCUUUUGCACAGGAUAAUUUUUUCCACGUUACCAUCCCGGCCAGCUGGUACGUGAAAGCGUCCGACUCCGGGGAUUGCAAGCUCUCGCUGAUGACCACGCCCCUCCCGACCAGCCGCGACUUCGGGCCGGUCUGGCUGUUGGGGCAACCCUUCAUCCGGGAGUACUUGGUGAUGUACGACCGGGGAGAAAAGCCGACCAUGUCCUUCAGCCGGCGGGAGGGAACACCCGGAGACAUGACGGCCUGCCCUACGUUGAACGGAAAUCCGACGGAAUUAACCUUCCCCGCACAGCAAGUGGAUAGCGCGAAUGUACUUGAAAAAGUUUUUUUUACCAUUUUACGAAAAUCUGUUGUGCAUUUUUGUGUUGUGAUCGUCGCUACUUCUAUGCUAUCUCAUAGUCACUCACCAAUGCCGCGUCAUGUUUCGUAAGGUUUUUCAAUACCUUUGCCUUACACCUGUCGAAUUGAACAAAACAGGAAACUCUGGUGACCUCCAACACGCCGCUGCAGGGCGAAGACAUCCUGAUUCACAAGAAGCACGACCACCAAGAGGAGGCCACGCAUAUCAUUUGUAAAAACAUCCCCGCCCCAGAGUCAAGAUGGGAAAUCUGCUAGACAAAUCAGCCAGCUUUGGUCGUUUGGCAUGAUAAGUUUCUCCUCGUAGUGUAAUCCUGUUUAGGUAGUGCAGCAGCGUCACAGAUCUAGCAUAUCAUGCUGAUUAUAGCGUCACAAAUUCCAAAGCACGACUAGGAAAUGCCUCUCAUGGCGCUCCGCAUGACAAACUUUUUUGGCAUGCAGAUCUGCAUGACAGCUCUGGCGUGGGGACGUUUUUACUCAGGAUAACGCACGCCUCAGAUUCGUCCGACCACAAUCCGGCAACCAUUAUCUUCCCCGAAUCCCAACCUCGGCAGGAGGUACGUGACGACAGCACCAGCAGUAGCGCGAAGGUGAGCAGCAAAAGCCCGAUACUUCAGCCGGCGAAUGUGCCCAAGCCCAUCCUGCCGAUGGACCGAGAUUCGCUUGCGGCCGCGAAAGCGACGCUGGCCGGAGCAGGUGGUGCUUUUCCGACUGCACCGGGAAAAACCAGCUUGCUCGAAACCGAGCAGGGAACAACAUCAAGCGGGAGUACUUCCGUUCGUAGCAACCGCGAAAAAAACCAGGAAAAAUCUUCCGAGAACGUCAAGCAGGUAUCCUGAGUAAAAACGUACCCACACCAGAGUCAGGAUGAGGAUUUUGCAACACAAGCCUAGGAGUUUUGUGAAUCACGCAUGACAAGUUGCACUAUGCAGUGUAGUGCAGGUUAGCAAGUGCAGCCGCAUCACAGAUUCAUCUGCUCAUCCUGUUCACAGCAUCACAAAUUCCAAAACACGACUGGAAAUGGCUCUCAUGGGGAUGCGCAUUACAAGUCUUCCUGUCUUUGCAAAUCUGCAUUACAGCUCUGGCGUGGGUACGUUUUUACUCAGGAUAGCAGGAAGUCGGCAUCGAGUUCACGCUGAAGGCCGUGAGCAAAAAGGCGAAGAAAGUCGUAUAACGCGCUCAGCUGUUGCAAUCUCAAACGUUACAAUAGAAUGUAGUUGUAAUCUGUGAUGCAAGAGUGCAUGACCUAGCCUACUCCCACAGGAUUGCGCAUGACAAGUUCUGGAGGCCCAAUCCGCACUGGGAUCUGGCGAAAUUUGUAUUGCAAAAGGUGGAACGCUGUGCGAGUCUGUCAUGCUCAUCAUACAACACAAAUUCCAGAUUCUAUUGUAACGCUUGAGAUUGUAACACCUGAGCACGUUAUAAGUCGGGGAGGCAAUCGGGGACGUGCCCUUUUGGACUUUGAGAAACUUUGCGGACGGCAUUUACUAGGGCGGGAAAGUUUCUUCAAGGUAACAAGAAUAAAGUUCUUUGAAUUCUUCGUGAUUUCGAAGUUCAUAACUUUUUUUGACGGGCACAGGUAGUACUACUGCAUGGCUCCAUUGCAGACGCCAUCUUCCUCGCACCUCCAGAGGCAAAGAAGGAAUAAAGGGCAGAGAGAUUUGAAUAAGCGUCAAAGUCUACACUGUACAAGGAACAAAGCAAAAAAUUUCUGCGCAAAAUAAAUCCUCGUGCCAGAUGAAGUGAGUGGAGGGGGUCGUAUUCAAGCUCUAGCGUGCAGAAGAAUUAACCAUACCACCUUCGAGAAGAUGUAACAGCUCAGGCAUUCAAAACAGAACUUCAACACUUUUUUAGGGUAGAGAUGGAUCGAAUAUAGUCGAUAAAAAGCUAGUAUAGUUGUAGUAGUACAAGAGGAUGGCGAUACAAAACCCAGCGAGGAGCUGGACGCCAUCAAAUGUUAAUAGCAUCAGCAUGCAACGCCGCAUGAUAUCAAAGUGUGCGAUAAAAGCAUAGAGGUGAUUGUGAAGAGGUUGAAGUCAUUAGGGUUUCAAAAAAAACGAAACCAUACGAAGUAUGAAUGCAACGAUUUCGCAAAAGUAGUACUCAACUGCAGCUGCACGAAGACGAAGUUGUGAAAGCCGUUUUUUCCUGGCCAAGCCAGUCCUAUCAAGAAUGCAGCAACGAGUACCAUUUUGAUAUCAAUACUAGAGCUGGUUGUAGCAAUUGCUUAGCCUUUCAAACGAAAGAAAAUUUUUUUCAAACAAAAGCUAGCUUCGACAACGUAUAUCAAUGUACUACCGCCUGUUGUAAUAACUGUUUCACACACUGUCACUGCAUGAAUGAACAAGCUGCGGCUGCGCACGCCAUUUUUGAAGCAAAAAUCCAGAAAAAUAAAUGCACCCUGUAUAAUAUUCCGAAACCGAAACAUCAAGAUGGGAAAAAACAAAA
Molecule: messenger RNA, 8753 nt
Organism: Amoebophrya sp. A120
Lineage: Eukaryota; Dinophyceae; Syndiniales; Amoebophryaceae
Source: the annotation of a GenBank genome assembly